This is a messenger RNA of Neltuma alba, 1521 nucleotides long. RefSeq lists its product as uncharacterized. Gene Ontology annotation, biological process: DNA repair; regulation of transcription by RNA polymerase II. The transcript has 7 exons. NCBI's taxonomy places the organism in Eukaryota, Viridiplantae, Streptophyta, Magnoliopsida, Fabales, Fabaceae. Gene Ontology annotation, cellular component: transcription factor TFIIH holo complex. Bases 674 to 1243 code for a protein of 189 amino acids. The record is from RefSeq and is a predicted model, not a curated record.
UCUCGGGAAUAUCGUGAGCAUCAGUGAACAGCCUUAGCCUUCGCUAUCACCAUAGCCAUCUCAUAUGCCUUCAAGGGGAGAAUUGGGAGCCAGAGAUCAGACGCACCGUUUGGAAGAGGGAGUUUUGAAUUCCACAGCCAGGGACGCAGCGUUUUGGACGGGGACCGAAGGAGGUUUUGAGGCGGGAGCGACUGUUUAGGGAGGCGGAGACGGCUGGGGAUUUGGAGUGGGCUUGCCGUUAAAGAGCGGGAACGGGAACGGAGGAGAAGGACACUGUGGGAGGUGACUGUUCUUGAUCAUCUUCUUCUCUGCUGCGGAUCGACUGGUACAGCGGAGGAGAUCGGCAAGACUGUUCAUCCUCUUCUUCCUUGGUUUUGUACGAGCUUAGCUGGAGGCUAAAUCUGGUUCAUCUAUCGUUGUCUUCUUCUUCUCUGGACCUGAGGAGAAACGCCGACUGGUUCUAGCAGGAAGAGAAGGAUCGUAGAACUGGAACGGAGCUACCAGAGGACGUGAUCGAGAUAUUGGUUGCGGCUAGGGAAGGAAGAGACCGUUGCUGGAGACUUGGGUUCUUAUUCAGUUUACAAUCAUUCCGCUUUCAUCAUUCCGUUAUUCAGAUUUUUCAUUCCACUGGUGAGAAAAGGAAGAGGAAGAACAGGAAGCUGACAAAAGCAAAAUGGUGGUCUCUAGUAUCAACCCCCACAAUAAGGAGAUAGCCAUCAGGAGGAGGAUUGCUAGCAUAUUUAAUAAGCGUGAAGAUGAUUUCCCAUCUUUGAGAGAGUACAAUGAUUACUUGGAGGAAGUAGAGGACAUGACAUUUAACUUGAUUGAAGGAAUAAAUGUUGCUGCUAUUGAAGCAAAAAUUGCCAAAUACCAGGAAGAAAAUGCUGAACAGAUAAUGAUAAAUCGUGCCCGGAAGGCAGAAGAAUUAGCUGCUGCUCUGGCAGCUAGCAAGGGACAGCCUGCACAAACUGAUAAUGAUGGGGGUGCAAACCAAACCUCUCAAGCAGGAUUUGGUGUUCCGCAGGGGCAAUACGCACCCACCUUUGCCGGACAGCCAAGGCCCACCGGCAUGGGCCCACAACCUGUGCCACUUGGAGGGGGUGACAUGCUGGGCUAUGCUGGCGAUGAUGAAGAAGCCAUGAGACUACGAGCUGAGAGAGGUGCGAGGGCUGGAGGAUGGAGUGUGGAAAUUAGCAGGAAGAGAGCGCUUGAAGAAGCCUUUGGAAGCAUAUGGGUUUGUUAACAGAUUUCUGCCUUGUGGGAUAUGUGAAUGACAUCUAAAUCGUUUCUACGCUCGAAGGGCAUGCAAAUUUCAGCCUCAAAUAGGCUAUUCACUUGGAUCUUAUGUUGUAAAUGGGGUACUUUGUAAGAUUACAGCAAGUUCUUUUUUAUUCGAUUUGAAGAUUACUGCAAUUCUGUUUGUUCUUCUCAAGGUUUGAUACCUGGCGACAAAAAAGAAAGAGAUUCUUAGAUGCAAUAUUUGAUAAUAAGUAGACAAAUCAUUAUUGAUAAUUAGAUAUA